This is a messenger RNA of Colletotrichum truncatum, 2028 nucleotides long. Its product is annotated as copper amine oxidase. Gene Ontology annotation, molecular function: quinone binding; copper ion binding; primary methylamine oxidase activity. The record is from RefSeq and is a predicted model, not a curated record. NCBI's taxonomy places the organism in Eukaryota, Fungi, Ascomycota, Sordariomycetes, Glomerellales, Glomerellaceae. Gene Ontology annotation, biological process: amine metabolic process.
AUGGGAGACGCAGAGGGCCUUUCAUCGGCCUCAAGUAAGACCAAAUUGAGACCACAUCCAUUUGAUCCUUUGCGGCCUGAAGAGAUCAGCAAUGCCGCCGACAUUACUCGCAAAUCAAGAGAGAAUGAGAAAGUAUUCUUCAGAGCUAUUUCACUCGCGGAACCCCCAAAAAAACAGAUGGCACUAUUUGUUGAAGAAGAGAAUUCUGGCACCCAGGCUCUAACAUACCCCACGAGGCGUGCAAGAGUCCAGGCUUACCUGGAUAAAACAUUGCACGAACUUAUCAUCGACCUUGACAGCGCGACAAUCGUAUCCGACACCCCUCUGCAAGGACGACACUCGUACAUCGACACCGACUUUAUGGCUCAGGUUGCAGCAGCUUGUCUUGCUGACACAAUGGUUCAAGAAGAGAUCAAAACUCUCAAGUUGCCAGAGGGAGCAACGGUAGUGGUUGAGCCUUGGGCUUAUGCGACUGACGGCAUGAAAGACAUGACCGAUAGGUGGACCAUGGCUUGGUUUUAUAUGCGCCUUUCAGACAACCCCGAUGCAAACUACUACGCCUACCCGCUUGACAUAUGCGCUGAAGUCUCCAACUCCCUUGAGGUGGUUAAAAUCUACCGUUUGCCAUCGGAAGAGUCUGACAAAAUUCACGAAGAAAAGCUGGAAUUCGAUCGACGCAAAAUUCAUACGGACAGCGAAUAUCACCCAGACUUUGUGAAGGAGCGUAGAACCACUACCAAGCCGUAUCAUGUUUCUCAGCCUGAAGGGCCAUCAUUUAACAUCGACGGAAAUCAUGUUUCCUGGGAAAAGUGGACGAUGCGAGUUGGUUUCAAUUACCGGGAGGGCAUGACCCUUCAUGAUGUUCGCUUUGAAGGCCGCAGCUUAUUCUACCGUCUAUCUCUGUCGGAAAUGUUUGUCCCGUAUGGGGACCCACGAUGCCCAUACCCACGAAAAGCAGCCUUUGAUCUAGGCAACGAUGGCGCAGGUAUCAACGCCAACAACCUCAAACUAGGCUGCGACUGUCUCGGCCACAUCAAAUACUUUGAUGGAUGGUUGAGCACAUCAUCCGGUGAGCCUCUUAAGAUGCCCAAUGUCAUUUGCUGCCACGAGAUCGACGAUGGGAUUCUAUGGAAGCACACGAACUUCCGAACAGGCAACGCUGUUGUUACUAGGUCUCGCGUACUUGUGCUUCAAACUAUCAUUACCGUCAGCAACUAUGAGUACAUCUUUCUCUUCUACUUUCAACAAGACGGUUCCAUAUUUUACGAGGUUCGAGCGACAGGAAUUAUGUCAACAGCACCCAUUGACAUCGGUGAAAAAGUACCCUGGGGCACAAUUAUUGCUCCAGGUGUUCUGGCACCGUAUCACCAGCAUAUUUUCUGUCUGCGAAUAGAUCCCGCGGUUGACGGCCACAGUAAUUCCCUAGUAACUGAGGAAUCUCACCCAAUACAGUACAAAGGAGAAUCAGACGCCUACAAUCCUUUUGGAGUUGGAUACACUACAAAGACGGAGUUCAUCCAACGGGAGACUGGCCUCGACCUGGAUUUCAACACCAAUCGAACCUUCAAGAUUGUCAAUGAGAAUGUCAUAAACCCAACUACAGGGACUCCCGUGGGCUUCAAACUCUUGCCACACUACAGCCAACUGUUGCUGGCUCAACCAAAUUCAUGGCACGGGAAACGUUCUGAGUACACGUCACACGCCGUUUGGGUCACACGCUACCACGACGAAGAGUUGUUUCCUGCCGGCAAAUUCACUAUGCAGUCGUCCGGUGGUGAAGGUAUUGCAUCUUGGAUUCAGCAGCGAGCGACAAGAGGCUCGUCUUCAGUUCGGAAUGAGGAUAUUGUUGUAUGGCACACCUUUGGCUCUACGCACAACCCCCGUAUCGAGGAUUGGCCGGUCAUGCCUUGCGAGAAGAUGGUUGUAGGGCUGAAACCUGUCAAUUUCUUUCGAAAGAAUCCAGCCCUCGACGUCCCAAUCUCGACGCAGGAUAAGAAUCGUAGUGUACUAGUUCACGGAGAAAAGUGA